Iphiclides podalirius (scarce swallowtail) is the source of this 1167-nucleotide messenger RNA. Lineage: Eukaryota; Metazoa; Arthropoda; Insecta; Lepidoptera; Papilionidae. The record is from the annotation of a GenBank genome assembly.
AUGGGUUUUGAUGAAGGCAGCAUAGUCUUGAAUAGUGAAAAUGAAACUUAUUUUGCAGGACAAGUUAUUUACGGCAAACUGGUGUUCCAGCAGAACAAAGUUAAAACAUUUCGUGGUAUAUAUGUAAAGGUAAAAGGGUUUUGUAAAGUUCACUGGACUACCAGUCAUACUCGUAGGGAGAAUGACCGAAGUUACACAUAUACAGAAAAUCAUGAUUCUUAUGAAGAAUAUUUCAACAUGAAAGUGUUUUUGCUUGGUGGAGAAAAUGGUGAAUAUCACUUACAACCUGGCAAACAUGAGUUGCCAUUUGAAUGUCUCAUACCUGCAAACUGCCCAUCAUCUUUUGAAGGAACAUAUGGUCAUGUACGCUAUGAAAUUAAAAUUGUGGUUGACCGUGCUUUUAAGAUUGAUCAGGAGAAGAAAAAGGAUAUACGAGUUAUCGCCCCAUUAAAUCUUAAUGCAGAUCCAUAUUGCCAGGAGCCGCUGCAGUUUGACAUAGAGGACACAUACUGCUGCUGCUGCAUGAGCAGCGGUUCCAGCGAGACCGUAGUAAAGCUACCAGCGGCGGGCUUCUGCCCCGGACAGCUCGUGCCCGUCGAGCUCAACUGUUCCAAUCAGGGCAGGGUUUGCAUUGACCAGAUCAAGCUGGCCAUAAAAAAGAGAGUGACAUUCCAUGCGACACAGAACCCUGGCACUAAACACGAGUCUGAGAAAAUAGUGGAAAUAAAGAAGGGCCCCAUACCCGGGGGAGCCACCAGGAGCUGGGUGUUGGACAUGGAGAUGCCGGUUAUGGAUGUGUACAACAUGGGGCCCUGCCGAUACAUUGACAUAGACUAUGAGUUUAAGGUGGCCGUGAGCCCCGAGGGCUGCCGCGGCGACAGCGAGCAGUCGCGCCGCAUCGUCAUCGGCACGCCGCCCCUCGCGCAGCCGCCGCACCACCCCUUCCCCGCUCCCAACCCGCCCUAUCCCGCGCAAAGCGCCCCCUCCCCGCCCUAUCCCGCGCAAAGCGCCCCCUCCCCGCCCUAUCCCGCGCAAAGCGCCCCCUCCCCGCCCUAUCCCGCGCAAAGCGCCCCCUCCCCGCCCUAUCCCGCGCAAAGCGCCCCCUCCCCGCCCUAUCCCGCGCAAAGCGCCCCCUCCCCGCCCUAUCCCCAGAAAGAGUUGCUUCAG